Coniosporium apollinis CBS 100218 is the source of this 1182-nucleotide messenger RNA. RefSeq lists its product as uncharacterized. Bases 1 to 1182 code for a protein of 393 amino acids. The transcript has a single exon. NCBI's taxonomy places the organism in Eukaryota, Fungi, Ascomycota, Dothideomycetes. The record is from RefSeq and is a predicted model, not a curated record.
AUGCGAUCUGCACAAGCGUAUGAUAUUGACGCUUACGGGCUGCAAGCAGCCGUAGAGGAAGGUGCAUCAGGGCUCCUGGCAGCGCGCCGAGACAGCUCAGAGAAACCUGACGGGCCAGAUGAGCCACCGACCAAUGCUGCUACCGUCGCUGCGACCACGACCGCUCCUACACAAGCUCCCGAGGGUAUCAACACGUCCGGGCUGGACCUUCUCUGCGCCGCCGCGGCCCAGUAUGAUCCCGAAGGCUGGGCUGAGGCUGGAUCAAAGCUGGAGGCCCGAGGAAACACCUUGGCCGAGGGUCACGAUGAUGAAGCUCUGUAUGAAGAAGAGGAUGCAGACACGAUCCUGGACGAGGAUGAAUUCGAAGUCGCAGACCAGGAGGGAGGUGCGAUUGAGGACGAAACUGCAGACGAUGAUGAAGAUCAAGGUCAAGACGACGAGCGAUUCAUCUUUGUCGUUGGCCGGUUCAUCGAUGGCCCCAAGGGAACACGGAUCGAUCAGCAAAGCCGCCUUCUUCUCAGUUGUAUUGAUAAAAACGGACAACCAAGGACGAAACAGCUAGAUCAUCCCAACUGGAACAACCCGCUUUACAUCGCGAGGUUGAAUAAGACUAAGAACCAGUGGCUCCGGCGUGCUCGCGGAAAGCCCCAGAAGGAAGUCCAGUUGUGGCAGGAUGAUGAACGUCAACACCUCAUGAAGCUGAUCCGGAAGAACAAGAGCAUAACUGUUGCCAAAGCCAAGGACUCACUCAACAAGUUCAACGAGGGCAAAACCUGGGUGUUAAGAGGCCAAUCUGUGUUGCGCAAGGAACGGGACGUGGGUUCGGUAUCGAGCGAGUGGAACCGAAAAGGUGGAGCAGUCCUCCGACUGAGAUGUGAACUUGGCGUGGCUGGAACUUGGAACAAGGCUUCAAACCCGAAGUCGACCGUGAAGGUAGAUGAGGAGGACGACCAGACUGUUGACGAGGAAGAGCAGGAGACUGUCCAAGAGAUGAGUAGCACUGUCAACGCCAAGGAGGAUAACCCAGAUGAUGCAAUGGCCCAACAGAAUGCAACUCCUGCUCCGACUAGAUCGAAUAAGCGCAAGCGAAGUACGGAUGAAGAGGGUGAGGAGGAGUUGGCGACACCAUCAAAUAAGAACGAUACAGCCUCCAAGCGCCCAACAAAGCGCAAGCGGACCUAA